UAGUGAAACUAACUUGCUGGUCUUUUGUAAAAGCCAAAGUUGGCUACUGUCACUUUUGGCAGCACUACCGUGCCUAAAGAGAACAAAGCUCCGAAACAAGUCAACAUCUUGAGGUGAAGGUGAUUCUUGGAGUAGGAUACAAGAGAUAGGAGUAAACGAUCGGGAUUGAAUUAUAAAUAAUUAGAAAUUUUGCAAAAAUGUGGCAUCCACAACAGUCUUCUAGAGGAAGAUCGACUUUUGCUAAUCAACGAUCCAGUAGAGAAGAACAUACACAGUCAUCUCAAUCUGACCGAGGAGUAGUUUUCACACCUGGCACACCUGGCAUACCUGGCAGAAGACAAGGUCAUCCUCCUGGACUUAGAGGAAAAGCAAUAGGACUGUAUUAUAGAGAUAGAAACAGGGAGAAAAAGGCAAAUGCAAAAGUUCCAGUUCUCAAGUUACCUUCUUACUUAAUUCAAAGAAUCAAAACCAUUUUAAAUCUCUCAAACUCUGACAAUUCUGCCUCAGAGCCCAAUGAAAGGUCUGAGAAUGACACCAAGUAUAAUUACAUCUCUGAUUCUCAGUUCAAGCAAAAGUUUUUAGGAAUUGUAAAUGGUAAUAUUCAGCGUAAUAUUGCCACGGCUAUGAGCAUGGAAUCCAAAUUGCAAAGGAAUAGUCAUUUGGAUAAAGUAUUGCAAGCUGAAUAUAACGAUAAGCAAAACAAACUUAGCUAUAAAAAUAUGUUGAAAUUUCGUUUAAAGUUACCAGCUUACCAGAAGAAAUCAGAAAUAUUACAGUUAAUCCAAGAUAAUCAAGUUGUUGUUGUUAGCGGAGAAACUGGAUGUGGCAAAACAACACAAGUUGCGCAAUUUAUAUUGGAUGAACAGUUGAAGGCUGGAAACGGUAGCAUUACUCGGAUAGUUUGCACACAGCCUAGGAGGAUCUCUGCUAUUUCUGUCGCUGAACGCGUAGCUGCUGAAAGAGCAGAGCCUCUUGGAAAAUCCGUUGGCUACCAAAUCCGACUGGAAAAAGUAGCAGCGCAAGAGCAAGGCAGCAUAUUAUUUUGCACUACCGGAAUAUUACUACAACUUAUGAAAACCGAUCCGGCUUUGAGGAAUUUUUCUCACGUGAUAUUGGAUGAGAUUCACGAACGUUCCACGGAAAGUGACUUUAUCAUCACAUUAUUGAAGCAAGUUAUACCAAAAAGAACAGACUUGAAAGUCCUCUUGAUGAGCGCGACAUUGAAUUCCGAAAGGUUUUCGACGUAUUAUGACAGAUGUCCUGUGAUACACAUACCGGGAUUCACUUAUCCAGUAAAGGAAUUUUAUUUAGAAGAUAUCUUGCUGUUCACUGGCUUUACCUUUUCCGAGGAAGAAGUCACAGGUCACAAGAAACAUCUGAAAAGGUACAAAGAAUUGCGAGUUAAACAGGACGAUUUUAUGGGUAUGAUAAAACCUUACAUCAGGCAACUUAUAAGUGAGAGGAUAUACCCGAAAUACGUCACUGAUGAAUUGGCGAAACCGAGCAGCGAGGAGCUAUCUUUGAAGCUCAUAGAGAAAUUAGUGAGACAUAUCUGCCUUACGAAAGAUCCGGGAGCUAUUCUUAUUUUUCUACCUGGCAUGAUGGAUAUAUUGCAGCUGAAUAGAAUGAUGGUGGAAUCUGGAUAUUAUCCAAGCAGUAAGCACGUCAUCUACCCUCUGCACUCACGCAUGCCAACGGUCGAUCAGGCGAUUAUAUUUAAGGAACCGCCUUACGGCAUUCGCAAGAUAAUUAUCGCCACAUCGAUCGCCGAGACGUCAAUAACUAUCGAGGACGUGAUAUACGUGAUAAAUUGUGGCAAAACGAAACUCGGCAGAUUUGAUAUACAUAACAAUAUUCAGACCUUAGAAUCGGAAUGGGUAUCUUUGGCUAGCGCCAAACAAAGACGCGGCAGAGCCGGCAGGGUUCAGAGUGGGGAGUGCUAUCACCUGUACUCGAAAGCACGGGAAAAGACGUUCGAUCAAUAUCCUCUGCCGGAAAUGUUGAGAACGCGCUUGGAAGAGGUAAUCUUGCAAAUAAAAAUCCUGCAGUUAGGGAAAGCCAAAGAGUUCCUAGCUAACGUGAUGGAUCCGCCAGACCUGAAGGCCAUUGAUCUGUCCCUCGAUUUGCUUAGGACGCUCAAUGCCCUCGACAACGACGAGCACUUGACACCUUUGGGCUAUCAUUUAGCGCAUCUGCCGCUUGAUCCCAGAACAGGUAAAAUGAUUCUCUGGGCGGCGCUCUUCUCUUGCGCCGAGCCGAUAUUCGCCAUCGCGGCCAGUCUCACGUUUAAAGACGCCUUCUACUGUCCGCUGGACAGAGAGGAGGAAGCCAACGAGAAGAAGUUGGAGCUCAGUCUGGGUCAAUACAGCGACCACAUGGCGCUCGCCGAGGCCCUACAGAGAUUUGAAAUGGCGUAUCAACACGGCGUCGCCGGUCGGUUUUGCCGGGAGUACUUCCUGUCGUACAACACGUUGAAACUCCUCUCCGAGAUGAAAACCGAUUUCGCGAAGUACUUGUACGAGAUGAAGUUUUUGGACAGCAGCAAUCCGAACAACAUGAACGCAAACAGAAAUUCGCAUAACAUGGCUCUGAUAAAGGCCAUCGUUUGCGCCGGAUUGUAUCCCAACAUCGCCGUCGUCAGACGAACCACGAAAAACGGAGUUAUCUGCUGGACGCCGGAAGACGGCACCGUACACAUGCACCCGUCCAGCGUGAACAGCAGGAGUUCCAACUUCCCCAGCCGGUACCUGACAUACUUCACGAAGCAACGCUCCACCGCCAUAUUCUUGCACGACACCACGUGCGUGAGCAUACCGAUCUUGCUGUUCGCCAGGCCGAACAUGUCGAUAAGGCGAGAGAAACGGAAGUGUACGAUAAACUUCAUCUUUUCCGAUAACAUUGCCUGCGACCCAGACACGGCGGAAGUAAUACAGAAACUUCACGAAGCUCUGAACACCCUGCUGGAGUACAAGGUCACGCACCCGACGACGGUGUGCUGGUCGUCGUUCGAGGGGCAACUACUCAGAGCGAUCAUCGAGCUGGUGUCGCAGAAGGACGAGGAGAUCGGCUUUGGCAAUAACGCAGUUGAUGACGAGUCCAUGGACGAUUUUUGCGCUAAUUACGGUUAAUGUUACACAUUGGUUAUCAAUUCGAGUUAUCAGUUAAUCUAUUAAUUUGUACAAGUAAUUUCUAAGUUUCGUUUUACGAGUCGUCAAUUACCGUGUCCGGUCUGGAGGCA
Molecule: messenger RNA, 3238 nt
Organism: Harpegnathos saltator (Jerdon's jumping ant)
Lineage: Eukaryota; Metazoa; Arthropoda; Insecta; Hymenoptera; Formicidae
Product: ATP-dependent RNA helicase DHX36
Exons: 14
Coding region: 198-3128 (976 amino acids)
Cellular component (GO): intracellular anatomical structure; nucleus; cytoplasm
Molecular function (GO): DNA helicase activity; RNA helicase activity; G-quadruplex DNA binding
Source: RefSeq, a predicted model, not a curated record